Lathyrus oleraceus (garden pea) is the source of this 530-nucleotide messenger RNA. RefSeq lists its product as uncharacterized. The record is from RefSeq and is a predicted model, not a curated record. The transcript has 2 exons. The coding region runs from base 45 to 395 and encodes 116 amino acids. NCBI's taxonomy places the organism in Eukaryota, Viridiplantae, Streptophyta, Magnoliopsida, Fabales, Fabaceae.
CUUAAAAUCAAGUUAACAUAUAUCAUUAAAAAAAGAGAAUAAGUAUGGCAAAGUUUGAGAUGAAAAAGGUUAUGUCAAUCUUUUUUAUGGUAUUAUUAGUUGUGGCACAAGCUGAAGAUUCUUCUCCAACUUCAUCACCUUCCAAAAAUUCGAUUGGUGAUUUAAUUUGUAUUGGGAAGUGUGCUUUUGAAUGUAAACGCUUCAUAAAGAAUAUCCCAUUACUUGCAGGUUGUGUUAUUGCAUGUAAGUUAUUCAAUUGUCGUAAGGUAUCGUCAAAAAUUGUUUAUGAUUGUGCAACUAAGUGCUCUAUUUCAAAAGCUAUGAAAGUCAACACCGAUAUUCAGGGCAUUAAUGUCAUCGUGGAUUCAUGCUUGGAAGCUUGCGAGAAUAAAUAAUUUGUCACUUAUGAUAAAUACUUCAAGUGUAAUCAAAGUGUUUUACACCUACGAUAAAUAAUAUUUCAUCAUUAUAUACACAUUGUAUGGAAACUAAUGUUUAAUGUUGGAAAUUUACGUUUUUGUUAUUUUUAA